This is a messenger RNA of Coccomyxa subellipsoidea C-169, 1473 nucleotides long. RefSeq lists its product as hypothetical. Bases 1 to 1473 code for a protein of 490 amino acids. The transcript is spliced from 6 exons. Gene Ontology annotation, molecular function: protein binding. Lineage: Eukaryota; Viridiplantae; Chlorophyta; Trebouxiophyceae; Coccomyxaceae. The record is from RefSeq and is a predicted model, not a curated record.
AUGGCUACAGAGAGUGACUCCAUGCUGGCAGAAGUUUUUCACUGUGGACAGUGCCAGCUGGAUCUGUCGCACAUGGAAUUUCCCCAGCGUGUUGCACACAUGAAGAAAUGGAGGGCCCCUCUGCAGCCGCUGACACCAGCCCCUCGCACUGUACGCGAGUGGCUCAAGGCUCUGGGCAUGGGUGGCUUUGCUGAUGCUUUCGAGAAGGAAGAAGUGGACAUGCGAGCACUUCCGCUGCUGUCCGAUGACGAUCUCAUCUACUUGGGAGCGACAAGCAGCGCUCAGCGCAAGACGCUGCUCGCUGCUGCCAAGGAGCUGACGCAGCAGCCCACGGUGACUGCGCUCCCACAGCCCUCCUCCAAGAGCACAGUCAAGAAGCAGGAUGCACUGCCAGGUGCUGCUCCUGGGCAGCGCAUGCCAAAAGCUGCGCCAGGGGAUGCAGCUGACAGCUCAAAAGGACAGCCCGGUUCAGCCAAGCAACAGGAAGCGGCACAGCCCGAGGACACCAUCGUGCCAGACAGCGAUGAGGACUCUGACUUUGCAGACGACAGGCCCGCGCCCAGGCGUGCACUGGUCAGGAAGAAAGCAAAGACCUCAGAAGGGCCUGCUAGCAACGGGCCUAUAUCUGGAGGGGGCCGAAGCCAGCCCCAGGCACCAGUUGCAGAGCCAGCAAUAGCACAACCAUCAUCGAUAGAGGAGGAGCGAGAUCAGCUGGAGCGUGCACUGGCGCUGUCCCUGUCCGCCCGAGGGGAGACAGGCUCACACAGCAGCCAGCCUUCAUCGCUUUCUAGCAGUGACCGGGUAGGCGCAGCGCAGCCCGCGUCGAGCAUGCAGCCGCCCGGCUACUUCUCGGGCGCCCUGGGCAGGGUGCUGGCUGCCCGGAACAGCCGAGGCCGCGUGUCACAGAACCGCAGCUACAGCCGGCAGACAGAGCAGCGCCUGUUGGAAGCCCUGUAUCCUCCUGGCAGCGACACGAGGGCUGGCAGUCGUGGCUCAUCUGAGGUGUCGCGAGAUGAGCGGGGAGGAGCAGCGAAUCAGGCAGGCUGGUCGUCAGAUGAGGACGAGGAUCAGGAUAAUUGCAAGAGGGGACGCGCAGGAGACGGCACUUCUCUCUCAGUCGGGCUCCUUUCCAAGAGCAGCAUUGGCAGAACCGGGGUCGUCGAAAGGGUGCCCACAGAGAGGUCAAUGUGGGCGCUCGCGGGGCAUUCAGGUGCAGCUGCAGUCUCAGCAGCAUCGCUGCAGGAGCGCUUUGCUGCCAGGAAAGCUGCUGAUCUGGCCCAGCAAGCAGCGCUUGCUGCAUUGAAAUCGGAGUGCCAGACGAGAGAUCCGAGUUGCGAUGCAGCCCAAGUGCGCAGAUUUCUCAGCAGCUCCCAAGAGGGCAUCCCACUGUGCUGCAGGCAGCAUGCCUUUGGAGGAACAGCCCCCCGCAACCCCUCAGGCAGCAUCCUGACUGGCAGCUGUGCUGUGUCAUAG